AGUUAGUCAGUAGGAAACACACCUUCACAGGUAACUGGUGUGAAGGUGUGGGUGAUCACUUGUAGGCUCACUGAGAUAUUUGUUUUUGCACUCAAGACCGUCAAUAGUAAAAAUAGAUCAUCAUGAUUUUUCUAAUGGACCUCCAGAUGAUGCUGCUGGAUGUGAUUUACUUCAUCCUACGCAAUUCUGUGAGGAUCGUCCUGCGCCCCCGCACCAAGCCCAUUGAUGGUGAGCUGGUGCUGAUCACCGGAGCAGGUGGUGGCCUGGGUCGUCUCUUUGCUCAGGAAUUCACCAAGCAUGGGGCAGAAGUUGUGCUGUGGGACAUCAACAGCAGCUGCAAUGACGAGACAGCCAAGCUGGUGCAUGAAAAUGGAGGUAAGGCGUACACGUACACGGUGGACGUGACCAACAGGGAGGAUGUGUAUCGCAAAGCAGACCUUGUACGAAAGGACCUGGGCCGGGACAUUACGAUUCUGGUGAACAAUGCUGGAGUGGUGGCUGGGGCGCGUAUGUUGGACUGUCCUGAUUUGCUGAUGGAGAGGACCAUGAAAGUCAACUGCCAUGCUCACUUCUGGACAGUGAAGGCCUUCCUGCCUCAGAUGAAGGCCCAGAAUCAUGGACACAUUGUGACCAUCGCCAGCGUCCUUGGCCUCUUCAGCACAGCUUGUGUCGAGGAUUACUGUGCCAGUAAGUUUGCUGCAGUGGGUUUUCAUGAGUCUCUGGCCCACGAGCUGAUUGCUGAUGAGGUUGAAGGAGUAAAGACUACCCUUGUGUGCCCCUAUAUCGUGGACACAGGCAUGUUUGAAGGCUGCAAGAUACGGGAGGAAGUGGAACUGCUCCUGCCCCCUCUGGAGCCCCAGUACUGCGUGGAGCAGGCCAUGAACGCCAUCCUGAUAAACCAACCAUUGGUGUGCAUCCCUCGCCUCACCUACCUGGCUUUCCUCUCCAGAGCAUUGUUGCCAUGGGAAUCCAAUGUGGUUGCAUAUCGCUUCAUGGGGUCAGACAAGUGCAUGUACCCCUUCAUUGACAACAAGAAACAAGUUUCCAACAGCUCUGUUAAGGUUGAAUAAUCAUACCCAGGCACAGUCGAGACAACAACAACAACAAAAAACUUAAAAUCAAAUGUCAUUUAAAUAGUUUUUCAUAUCGGUAAAAAGGAAAAAAAAUACCUUCUGCUUGUGUAGACCAAGCCAGGAUCCAAUCAUCAAGAGGCCAAAUCUAAAGAGGACUUUGGAUUUUGAAACUGAUCAUUCAGAAGUGUGCACUAUAUGAUGACUCAGCCAAGUGAUCAUCUGCAUCUAAACAACAUUUCAGUAAUGAUCAGAUCAAGUUUAAAGUCCCUUUCUUUUUUUUUUUACCAUAAACCUUUAAAAAGACUAAAUAUGUAACAAUGAUCAAAUACUGGACUGACCAAAAGGGGAAUGGGAGUGUCUUUAAUAUUACUGUAAGUAACUUAAUAAUGUACCUGAAUAUUGCGCUGUAUUAUGUUUACAUAAAAUAAAAUGACUGAAAACCACUGGUCUGAACACACAGUCUGAUGUAAUGAGCACCAAGUACGGUUCGGUAUUAAGAACGGUUUCUGAACUGAAAUCCACAUUCAAACUUAAUAAAUAACAUGGAUUCUUUAAGAAACAUGAUUUUUUUAUAAAAAGGCUUAUUUUGGAUUUACUUGCACGUUCUCCAUUUGCAAGUGUGGCUAAUCUGAAAAGACAUCAGUAACAUGGUAAUACAUAAUCACUGUUUGGGCACAAGAAAAGACAACAUUUAUGUUAUAUACUACAUGUACAUUACUACACAAUGCAUGAAGGCUAAACUUCAUACUAAAAUUUAGCCUUUGGAUUUUAUAGCAAACUAUACAUUUAAUAUAAGAACUUUGCUACAUUUGAUUGUUACUUUACAGAGGGUUUAUCUUUUCUAACUCCAUGUACAUUAUUGGAGACAAUCAUAUUUUAUAUUUAUGCCCGA
This is a messenger RNA of Larimichthys crocea (large yellow croaker), 1965 nucleotides long. RefSeq names its product retinol dehydrogenase 20 (gene rdh20). Gene Ontology annotation, molecular function: oxidoreductase activity, acting on the CH-OH group of donors, NAD or NADP as acceptor. NCBI's taxonomy places the organism in Eukaryota, Metazoa, Chordata, Actinopteri, Sciaenidae. The record is from RefSeq and is a predicted model, not a curated record. Gene Ontology annotation, cellular component: lipid droplet. The coding region runs from base 123 to 1070 and encodes 315 amino acids. The transcript has 5 exons.